Molecule: messenger RNA, 1969 nt
Organism: Dipodomys ordii (Ord's kangaroo rat)
Lineage: Eukaryota; Metazoa; Chordata; Mammalia; Rodentia; Heteromyidae
Gene: Enc1
Product: ectodermal-neural cortex 1 (with BTB domain)
Exons: 3
Coding region: 102-1871 (589 amino acids)
Molecular function (GO): protein binding
Source: RefSeq, a predicted model, not a curated record
UCGAGAAGCCCUGAUCCCGUCGCCAGCCUGCCGGUGACCCAGCCUUGAGCCCAGCUGACCGUGCGCGCCCAGGCCAGUCGCCACUGCGGAGGGAAAACAAAAUGUCAGUCAGCGUGCAUGAGAACCGCAAGUCCAGGGCCAGCAGCGGCUCCAUUAACAUCUAUCUGUUUCAUAAGUCUUCCUACGCCGACAGUGUCCUCACUCACUUGAACCUUUUACGCCAGCAGCGGCUCUUCACUGAUGUCCUUCUCCAUGCCGGAAAUAGGACCUUCCCUUGCCACCGAGCAGUGCUGGCUGCAUGCAGCCGCUACUUUGAGGCCAUGUUCAGUGGCGGUCUGAAGGAGAGCCAGGAUAGUGAAGUUAACUUUGACAAUUCCAUCCAUCCAGAGGUCCUAGAGCUGCUCCUUGAUUAUGCAUACUCCUCCCGAGUCAUCAUCAAUGAAGAAAACGCAGAGUCGCUCCUGGAAGCUGGUGACAUGUUGGAGUUUCAAGACAUCCGAGAUGCAUGUGCAGAAUUCCUGGAAAAGAACCUACAUCCCACCAACUGUCUGGGCAUGCUGCUGCUGUCAGAUGCACACCAGUGCACCAAACUGUACGAACUGUCCUGGAGAAUGUGUCUCAGCAACUUCCAAACCAUCCGGAAGAAUGAAGAUUUCCUCCAGCUGCCCCAAGACAUGGUCGUGCAGCUCCUAUCCAGUGAAGAGCUGGAGACGGAAGAUGAAAGGUUGGUGUACGAGUCUGCAAUUAACUGGAUCAGUUACGACCUGAAGAAGCGCUACUGCUACCUCCCAGAACUGUUGCAGACCGUGAGGCUGGCACUGCUGCCAGCCAUCUAUCUCAUGGAGAACGUGGCCAUGGAGGAGCUCAUCACCAAGCAGAGAAAGAGUAAGGAGAUCGUGGAAGAGGCCAUCCGAUGCAAACUGAAAAUCCUGCAGAACGACGGCGUCGUAACCAGCCUCUGUGCUCGGCCUCGGAAAACUGGCCAUGCCCUCUUCCUCCUGGGAGGACAGACUUUCAUGUGUGACAAGCUGUAUCUGGUAGACCAGAAGGCCAAAGAAAUCAUUCCUAAGGCCGACAUUCCCAGUCCAAGAAAAGAGUUCAGUGCGUGUGCAAUUGGCUGCAAGGUGUACAUAACUGGAGGGCGGGGGUCUGAAAACGGAGUCUCAAAAGAUGUCUGGGUCUAUGAUACCCUGCAUGAAGAGUGGUCCAAGGCCGCCCCCAUGCUAGUGGCCAGGUUUGGCCACGGCUCUGCUGAACUGAAGCACUGCUUGUAUGUGGUUGGAGGCCACACGGCCGCCACUGGCUGCCUCCCAGCCUCCCCCUCUGUCUCUCUAAAGCAAGUAGAACAUUACGACCCCACGACCAACAAAUGGACCAUGGUCGCCCCGCUCCGAGAAGGGGUGAGCAAUGCCGCGGUCGUGAGUGCCAAACUCAAGUUGUUUGCUUUCGGAGGCACCAGCGUCAGCCAUGACAAGCUCCCUAAGGUUCAGUGUUACGAUCAGUGUGAAAACAGGUGGACGGUGCCGGCCACCUGUCCCCAGCCCUGGCGUUACACAGCAGCAGCUGUGCUAGGGAACCAGAUUUUUAUCAUGGGAGGAGACACAGAGUUCUCCGCUUGCUCUGCUUAUAAGUUUAAUAGUGAGACUUACCAAUGGACCAAGGUGGGAGAUGUGACGGCAAAGCGCAUGAGCUGCCAUGCUGUGGCCUCCGGAAACAAACUCUACGUGGUUGGAGGAUACUUCGGCAUUCAGCGGUGCAAGACGUUGGACUGUUACGACCCAACCUUAGAUGUGUGGAACAGCAUCACCACAGUCCCAUACUCGCUGAUUCCUACUGCGUUUGUCAGCACCUGGAAGCAUCUGCCCUCUUAGAUGGAAUGCAUCCUAAAGCAUGUAAGCAUGAGCUCACUCUACCUGGUGAGAUAAUGUGAGAUUUCUACUUUGGAGAGACCAAGUUUAAUGAAGAGAAA